CAAAAAAGAAAAUGUGUGCUGUCGAAAAAUACUUGAGCACGCCCUACCCUUUUCCUUUUUCUUUCAUUUCAUAUAUCUCAACCUUUCGGUGGUCAUAUCUUCUUCAACAUCUGUUUCAGACACACAGAAAAACUUACAGAAAGGAAAGAAUUUAGAGAUCAAAAAUCCUACCUAGAGAAAUGGAUGAGAAAUUGAUACAAAGACUUGAAGCAGCAGUAUCUCGUUUAGAAUCAUUAUCUUCAUCUGGAAUUCAGUCAAGAGGUUUACCUAAUGUAGAUGCUGAUGAUAAUGCUCCAAUAGAUCCGUCGAUUAUUGCUUUUGAUGAUCUACUGAAUCAAUAUUUUGUUAAGGUUUCUAUUGUAGCUGAUAAGAUUGGUGGGAAAGUACUUGAAGUCACUAAGGUUCUUGAAGAGGCAUUUUCUGUUCAAAAAGAUCUUCUUAUCAAAAUUAAGCAAACAAAGAAGCCUGACCUUGCAAACCUUGGUGAAUUUUUGAAACCGUUGAAUGAAGUUAUCAUGAAAGCAAAUGCCUCGACGGAAGGAAGGAGAUCUGACUUCUUUAAUCAUUUGAAAGCUGCUGCUGACAGUCUCUCAGCUUUAGCUUGGAUUGCUUAUUCAGGAAAAGAUUGUGGAAUGAGCCUUCCUAUUGCACAUGUCGAGGAAAGCUGGCAAAUGGCUGAGUUCUAUAACAAUAAGAUACUCGUGGAAUACAGAAGUAAAGAUCCAAAUCAUGUUGAAUGGGCCAAAGCUCUGAAGGAGCUUUACCUACCUGGUUUGCGUGAUUAUGUUAAAAGUAACUAUCCACUGGGUCCUGUAUGGAGUACAACUGGGAAAACAACUGUUUCUCUCCCUGCAUCAGCCCCAUCAAAAGCACCAGCACCUAGAGGCCCUGCUCCUCCACCUCCUCCACCAGCUUCUCUCUUCACCUCGGAAUCCUCUAAUGCUUCAUCAUCACAGCCGAAGAAAGGGAUGGCUGCUGUGUUUCAAGAAAUCAGUUCUGGGGAAACUGUGACUGCAGGUUUGAGAAAGGUAACUGCUGAUAUGAAGACAAAGAACCGUUCAGAUAGGACUGGUGUUGUUGGUGCCAGUGCAAAAGAAAAACCCACCAGUACAUCGUCCUUUUCCAAAACAGGGCCUCCUAAGCUGGAGCUUCAAAUGGGACGCAAGUGGGUUGUUGAGAAUCAGAUUGGAAAAAAGAACUUGGUUAUUGAUGACUGUGAUGCUAAACAGUCUGUUUAUCUAUUUGGAUGCAAAGAUUCAGUUUUGCAAAUCCAAGGGAAAGUAAACAACAUAACUGUUGACAAGUGCACAAAAAUGGGAGUUGUUUUCACGGAUGUUGUAGCAGCUUUUGAGGUUGUAAAUUGCAAUGGCGUUGAAGUGCAAUGUCAGGGGACGGCACCGACCAUUUCGGUUGACAACACAACUGGUUGCCAGUUAUAUCUGAGCCAAGAAUCUUUGGCCACCUCUAUUACAACAGCAAAAUCAAGUGAAGUCAAUGUAUUGGUACCUGGUUCUGGUGCUGAUAGCGAUUGGGCGGAGCACUCAUUGCCACAGCAGUUCAUUCAUGAAUUUAAGGAUGGUCAUUUUGUAACAUCUCCAGUCUCUCACUCCGGUGCAUAAUUAGAAGGAUAAGAUUUCUAUACAUCCUUCUGUACUAUUUCAUGGGAGGCUGAGAGCUGAUUGUCAAUACUGUAUUCUUUUCAUUCCAUUGAGGUUUGUCUUUGCAUGUGGCCUGAAUGGGUAACUGUUGAUAUUUAUUCUACACGUCGUCUUUCAGGUUGCAUUUGUGAUUGUCUUGCUGCUUGUGAAAUUUUCACUAAGAAAUUGUUUUCUUUAGUAAUAUGACUUUAUCUUGUAUAAACAUAUGACGGUUUCAUCCUUCUUUUUAAAUUAUCUAACUCCUUUAAUUAAAAU
Molecule: messenger RNA, 1913 nt
Organism: Papaver somniferum (opium poppy)
Lineage: Eukaryota; Viridiplantae; Streptophyta; Magnoliopsida; Ranunculales; Papaveraceae
Product: cyclase-associated protein 1-like
Exons: 10
Coding region: 180-1619 (479 amino acids)
Biological process (GO): cytoskeleton organization; regulation of adenylate cyclase activity
Cellular component (GO): cytoplasm
Molecular function (GO): adenylate cyclase binding; actin binding
Source: RefSeq, a predicted model, not a curated record